AUGUCUUCCCUCUCCACCGACUUCAGCCGGCUCCACGGGGCGCGUGUGUUCAUGACGGGCGGCUCGCGUGGUAUCGGUCUGGCCAUUGCCAAGGUCCUGGCCUCGCACGGCGGACGGGUGGCCAUUGCGGCCAAGACGGCUGCGCCGCAUCCCAAGCUGCCGGGCACCAUCUACACAGCAGCCGCCGAGAUUGAGGCAGCAGGCGGCGAGGCGCUUCCGCUGGUGUGCGAUAUCCGCGAUGAGAAGGCUGUGCAGGCUGCGGUGGAUGCGGCAGUGGCGGCCUUUGGCGGCCUCGACGUGGUCAUCAACAACGCCUCGGCCAUCCAUCUCUUCGGCACUCUCGAGACGCCGCUCAAAAAGGUCGAUUUGAUGUACCAGGUCAACACUCGCGGGACGUAUGUGACCACCCGGGCCUGCCUCCCGCAUCUGCUGGCGGCCGGCGGCGGGCACGUGCUCAACAUCUCGCCGCCGCUCAACAUGGACGCCAAGUGGUUUGCCCCGCACACCGCGUAUACGAUGGCCAAGUACGGCAUGUCGAUGUGCGUGCUGGGCAUGGCCGCCGAGUUUGCAGACGCCGGCAUCGCCUUCAACGCCCUCUGGCCCAACACCGCCAUCUACACCGCCGCCGUUGCCAUGAUCUCGGGCGAGUCGUCGCGGGCGCACUGCCGCAACGUCGACAUCAUGGCCGACGCCGCUGCCGUCAUCCUCGCCCAGCCACCGGAGAAGUGCUCGGGCAACUUUUUCGUCGACGAGACCGUCCUCCGCAUGGUCGGCGUGACUCAGUUUGACAAGUACGCGUGCGUCCCGGGCACGACCUCGUUCCUCCCGGACUUUUUCCUCAACGACGACGACCUCCGUCCGCCCACCGCCGCCGAAAUGGCCGAUCCGACGGGCGAGAAGACGCGGUCGCGCAAGGGCGAUUCCCGUAAGGCCUCACUCCAGCUGCCGUCCAAGCUGUAACGACUUGUUUUAUGCUCCGUGCUAUUGCUGCAGCCGCGCAAAGCCGGCGACCGUAAGCACGCCCGCAGCGGCGUUGGGCAGCUUGGACGUCGUCUUGGUAAAGGCCUUGAGAAAGUUG
Messenger RNA from Thecamonas trahens ATCC 50062, 1078 nucleotides. RefSeq names its product short chain dehydrogenase. The record is from RefSeq and is a predicted model, not a curated record. The transcript has a single exon. Bases 1 to 960 code for a protein of 319 amino acids. NCBI's taxonomy places the organism in Eukaryota, Apusomonadida, Apusomonadidae.